Molecule: messenger RNA, 2208 nt
Organism: Annulohypoxylon truncatum
Lineage: Eukaryota; Fungi; Ascomycota; Sordariomycetes; Xylariales; Hypoxylaceae
Product: DFP-domain-containing protein
Exons: 2
Coding region: 349-1560 (403 amino acids)
Biological process (GO): coenzyme A biosynthetic process
Cellular component (GO): nucleus; cytoplasm
Molecular function (GO): phosphopantothenate--cysteine ligase activity
Source: RefSeq, a predicted model, not a curated record
GUCUAUCUUAUCAUUGCUACCCGUAGCUUACGAGCUUUAAAAUCAAUACAUCUGCACAAAGGGGGUAGUACAUCCCUGGCAUGCUAGGGCAUACGUUGCUUUCACUCCCGACAAAGUCGGAGAGCCGGCCCUCCACAAAGCUGAUUCGAGAGGAGCCGGGGGCCGAGGUCUCAUGCAUCACCCCGGAAUGCCGGGGAUUACUAUAUAUUAGCUUUAGACCCCCAGAGCACUUCCUUACACGGGAAGGCAGGAGACGCGUCACCUGCUCUAAGCCUCUCAUUUAACUUAGCAGAAGCCCGAUUUUCUUCUAGGUCUUUAUCUAUAUCUUCUGUCGCGAGCGAAGACACCAUGGCAAGCAAUACUACUAACACAUCCGCUUCCUCACACCAAGUGGUUGAGAAUUCCUACUUCAGCUCCAACCCACCUCCCAAAGCGUUGCCACAACACGUCGCCGCUGCAGAAUCAUUCAUAAAUCAACAUGCGACAGCGAACAGGCGUGUUGUCCUCGUCACCUCCGGUGGAACUACCGUACCGUUGGAAAAGCAAACCGUGCGCUUCAUUGACAACUUUAGUGCUGGUACACGUGGCGCAACUUCUGCAGAAUACUUCCUCGAAUCUGGGUAUGCGGUGAUCUUUCUACAUCGGCAAUUCAGUCUUUUGCCUUAUAGUCGGCAUUAUAGCCACUCAACGGACUGCUUUCUGGAUUUCUUACAUGAGAAUCCCGAUGGAAGCGUUGUUGCGAACCCGGCACACCAGGACAAGAUGCUUCGCGUGUUGCGCAAAUAUACCAAUGCUAAGCGACAGAAUCUCUUGCUCAUGCUGCCGUUCGUCACAAUUACCGACUACCUCCACGAGUUGCGAGCUGUAGCACAGCUCAUGCGCCCUCUGGGGCCUAACGGCUUGCUAUACCUUGCCGCUGCAGUGAGCGAUUUCUUCGUACCACCGGAGCGCAUGUCAGAGCACAAGAUUCAGAGCACGGAUGCGACGGAUUCAUUGAAGAAACAAGGACCAACGACCAUCACUAAAGAGCCGCGAGAAACCCCACAGCAAGAGGAGGAGGCGUUCGACAAUUUUGAUUCGUCGCCUGCUAUACCGCGGAGCAAACGUCUUAUCGUCGAUCUAGAUCCUGUGCCCAAGUUUCUCAAGAACCUCGUAGAUGGUUGGGCACCCGAAGGCAUGAUUGUAUCGUUCAAGUUAGAGACGGAUCCGGCAAUCCUCGUCCACAAGGCCAAGUACUCGCUCGAGCGGUACCAGCAUCAUCUUGUCAUCGGGAACUUAUUAUCAACACGCAAGUGGGAGGUCGUUUUCGUGACACCUGGUCACCAGGACAAGUGGAUCCGCGUGCCCAUCAGCCGUCGCAAGAAGACCCUAAGCGGCGCCGACGAGUUGAUUGGCGCAGCGGACCAGAAGAGCGGCAGCGGAGAAAACAAGCCGUUAGAUCCAUCGAUGCUACCAGAGGGCGAGCCCGAGUUGGAGAUCGAGAGCUUGAUCAUACCCGCCGUUGAAGAGCUGCAUUCGCAGCACAUUCAGUCAGCCGCAGCAAAAAGUGGGUCGAAAUAGGGGUUGCGAUACUGAGUAAGUCAGGGGUGUCUUGAGUGAAAUGAAAUCAUGGCUGGCGUUUUGCAUAUGUAUUCGCAACGUUGAUGAUUUUGCGCCACUUAGUAAUUAUAAAUUUGAUAGAAAUCCGCAUUCCGGGUAGCCUUGCCUGGACUCACCCAUCAUUGGGCCUUGAUAUCAGCGACCUGCUUAUAUAUGAAAAUAAAAGGGGUAGGGAUCGCCUGAAGUAACCUCAGGUUACUACCUUGAAUUUUAGUGCUACCUAUUACCUUAAAGAAGCGUGCGUCAGCAUCCAACCUUUUUGGUGAUGUCCUAGACGUUGUAUCAAUAUUCCAGCCUGAUCGCUAGUCAUGUUGGCAAUCUUUCCCACCAGACAAAUGAAGAUCCACGAGGAAGCCAUCAAAUUGACAGCGAGUUACCUGCGACUCGGUUCUAUCUAGGUAAGGAGGGAAAUCUGUAAGUUGAUCAUGUAGGGAGGCAAAAUGGCCACGCAGAGCCGCAUGUCGGGUAUCAAUAAGCUAAUUCCAGGUGGUUAUAAAUAAUGUAUCGAUUUUGAAGGGAUCCCAACAUGAAUGUAUGUUGUAUCAUUAAUUCGUACCGCACUUUUGAAGACAUAUACAGUCAACUCAUAGAUUCUUUGGAUAUUCACAA